Messenger RNA from Prunus armeniaca (apricot), 273 nucleotides. Lineage: Eukaryota; Viridiplantae; Streptophyta; Magnoliopsida; Rosales; Rosaceae. The record is from the annotation of a GenBank genome assembly.
AUGGGUGGGUUUAUGGGAUUCAUGCCAUGGAAGGAAGGAGGAGUGGGUGCGGCCUGGGAAGGAAAGGAAGGAGGAGUGGGUACGGCCUGGGAAGGAAAGGAAGAUGAAAAGAGGAAGAAAAGGAGGAAAAAGAAACGGCCUUGGGAAGGAAAGGAAGAAGAAAAGAGGAAGAAGAAAAGGAGGAAGAAGAAACGGCCUUGGGAUGGAAAGGAAGAAGAAAAGAGGAAGAAAGAAGGAAAGAGAAAGAAAAAGAGAAAAAAGAAACGGCCAUGA